Synchiropus splendidus (mandarinfish) is the source of this 2286-nucleotide messenger RNA. RefSeq names its product dynein axonemal intermediate chain 4 (gene dnai4). Gene Ontology annotation, molecular function: dynein light chain binding; dynein heavy chain binding. The transcript has 17 exons. Bases 1 to 2286 code for a protein of 761 amino acids. Gene Ontology annotation, cellular component: axonemal dynein complex. Gene Ontology annotation, biological process: cilium movement. Lineage: Eukaryota; Metazoa; Chordata; Actinopteri; Syngnathiformes; Callionymidae. The record is from RefSeq and is a predicted model, not a curated record.
AUGUCGGUGAGAGAGGACAGACAGAGAAGACUUCUCCUGAGACCGUCUUCCAGGCUGAGAAACAUCUCCCAGAGCACCAGACUCACCAGCAGCCUCGUGUCUCCCAGCCGGAGGAGUCUGAGUCAGGCGGCCGGCAGCAGGCUGCUGGACAAGAGGCACGCCGUCCGGGUGAUUGAUGAGGAUGGCAAUGACGUCACUCCACUGCCGCUGCUCCAGGUGGAGACCAGUGGAAUCCAGACCAGAAGCAGUCGGUUCUUCCUUGACGACUUCUCUGCUGGGUCAGCCUCCGAAAACACCACUGCCUCCGGGAGCUUUUCAAUGCCUUUUUCAAGGUCCAUUUUGGGAAGCAGCAGAAAGUCCAGCCAGUCAACAAUCGACUCAGUCAACGAAGAGAUUGAGGAGACGUUCAACAAGCGUGACGCUCCCAUCAACAUACCAGAUACACAGAAGAAAAGAGACAUCGUGGAAACAGUUGAAGAGCAGGUCACUGAGGAAAUGUUGAGUGAAAUUAUAGACAUCAAUAUCACUGAGUCAGACACCAUUUCACUGUUGGACAUACCCAGCACUGCAGUGUCAGUGGAUGCAGAUGAUGCAGACACCUUAAGGAAGCGCAACAGUCAGUAUGUGAAAGCCUGCAGGAGCAGAAGGUCCAGCGAUAAGCACGUGGACCGGUCAAUGCAGACUUUGAAUGGAGCGGUUAAAAACAAGCAGAUCCAGAGUGACAGCGUGGUGAAGGUGGAUGCAGGGGCGACUGCCACCACCUGGGACAUAUUCGACACGUUCCACAGUUUAGAGCAAAGCGGGGAAACUACACUUGAUCCUGACAGGCCCAAAUUUAGAGAGGCUGCUGUGGACUCCAGCCGUGGAGCAGAGAGGAGUGCGUCCAGCAGCCUGGCCAGUACAGGCAGUGCUAGCAGCUCAAUGAGAGAGAUGGAGUCGCUGGGCAACACUGCCGGUGCCGAGAGCGAGCUGCAGGUGAUCCUUCACUCCGAGGUGUUUCAUCACAGUCUCCUAGUGAUGCAGAGAAGCGUCCUGGCCAACACCUUCCAGUCACAACUGGCUGCCUACAGACAACUUCCUGUACUUCAGGACCCUUACGAACCGAUACACAUCUAUGAGGAGGAACAGGAAGUGGAGGAGAGCUCCUCUUCUCCUGCUCUGGACCAUCUUUGGACUUAUACAUGUGACCUCAGUAGAGGAGUUAAUGUCAGCUGUAUGGCCUGGAACAAGAAGAAUCUGGAUCUCCUUGCUGUAGGCUAUGGUCAGUUUGACUGUCGGGACCAGGCGGCAGGACUUGUGUGCUGCUGGUCCAUCAAGAACCCCACGUGGCCGGAGCGAGUUAUUAACUGUGAAAGUGCUGUGACAUCUCUGGACUUCUCAGCCAACAAUCCCAGCCAGCUGGCAGUCGGAAUGCAAGAUGGAAGCAUCGUGAUCUACGACCUCCAGAGUCCCGCCGGGGCGGCGAGGCUUGUCAGUAGCCGCGACUGCUCCAACAAGCACCUGGGCCCAGUCUGGCAGCUGAGGUGGACUCACCAGGAGCUGAGUUUGGUCGGGGAGGAAAAGGUGGAAGCUCUCUUCUCUGUGGCUGCCGAUGGCAGGGUGUGCAAGUGGUUUGUCAGCAAGAAUGGAUUUGACUGUCAAGAUCUGAUGAAGCUGAAGCGACUCUCCACCAUCAAAGCAGUGGGAAACAAGAGCAGAAAGAACACAGAGAGCCUCCUGUCAACACACACCGCUGGCAUGUGCUUCAACUUCCACCCAAGCGACUCCAGUGUCUACCUGGCCGGCACGUGGGAAGGCCUCAUCCACAAGUGCUCCUGCUCCAACAAUCAGCAGUUUCUGGAAACCUACAAGAAACACUUUUGUCCAGUGAACAACGUCUCCUGGUCUCCACACUCUCCUGAUCUCUUCCUGAGCUGCUCUUCAGACUGGACCAUCCAGCUGUGGAAGCAGGACAAUGUCCGGCCCCUGCUAGAAUUCACCUCCAGCCAGAGAGCGGUGCGUGACAUCAAGUGGUCCCCCAGGUGGGCCACAGUGUUCGGCGCCAUCAAGGAGGAUCAGCUGGAGAUCUGGAACCUGGAAUCCAGUCUUCUGGACCCAGUGGCCGUCCAAUCUGCUCCAUCUGGUGUGAAAUUGAGCUGCCUGCUGUUUGCUAGCCAAACUAACUGUGUCCUCGUGGGAGACAGUUCAGGGCAGGUGAUGCUGUACCAGCUGAAGAACCUGAGACUGGAUGAGGAGAGACAGAGGCUGGUCCUGGAGGAUAUCAUCAGCUCUUCAGUAGAUCGAUAG